UUGUCUCGAUGGGAGAAAAAAAAAUAUGCGCGAGUAUCAGCUGAGCUCUGGCAAUUCCCGGUGCAUACCAGGAUAAUAUCCCUCAAUAUUGGAAUGUCAAUCAGUCCACCGUGACUACCACCGCCAAGAACAGCUGACCCAUCGCUUCUGGUCGCUUGAUCAACUCCCGAAAAUGUUCUAGUGUCAAAGAUGAAUUCUAAAGACAAGGACAACAAGGCCAUUGACAAGCUCAAGCAAUUUUUUCGUAUAAACAAAGGUAAUUACAAGACUCGAGAGGAUUUUACUCUGACUCAGGACAUCGAGAAGGUGAUAAGCUCGGAGAGUCCGGUCCACCAGAGGACGAAAGCUAUCAAAGAUCUCUGUGAUCCAGUUCUGAAUCAACAAUGGGAGGACAGAGCACCGGAGCGUCUCUGGAGUCUGGUAGAAGACCUCCUAAACAAGGACGUCCCCCGAGAGCACCGUCACAUAGCCCUGAACUUCCUCUGUUGUCUGGUUCAGGGUCAGUACACAAAGUUGUCCUCCCUGAUGCGGGUUAAAUUCUUCAAAGUAGUGAAAGACCACGACAUAAUCGAAGACAUAAGUCCUCGGCUGGAGCUCCUCCAGAAGCUCACCGACAACGGCAAGGACAUUCUCCAUCUCGAGGAAAAGAUGGGUCCAUUCCUCCUGGAGUGGAUGCCAAUAGUAACUGGAGGUGAUGGCAAACGAGGAGCUGAAUUCCUCUCCCUCCUGGUGAACGUUAUCAAGUACAAUUCUGCGUACAUUGAUGAAGACAUAAUAUCGGGUCUCGUUCAAUAUAUCUGUCACCUCUGCUACUACAGCAAUAGUACAGAGGUGGUGUCAGGCUGUCUGGACACCCUGGACACAAUAGUCGGCUACAACAUAAACCUGCAAUCAGACUCCCUCCAGACCUUCAUAACAGCUUUGUGUCGAUCAGUGAACGUCGAGAGCUACUGCCAGAUCAGCUGGAAAAUAAUGAGAAAGCUCCUGGGCACACACAUGGGCCAUGCAGCCCUGUACACGAUGUGCAGACUCCUUCAGGAUCCAAAUUUCCAACGAGACGUCCGUCUCCUCCGAGGGGCUGUCUUUUACGUGAAUAUGGGCCUUUGGGGGACCCACAGGAUCCCCAAGCUCGAGUGCACUCCCAUCUCAGUCCUUCCCUCGUUCGUUGAAGCCCUGAAGUGUAAUCAUCCCAUUGUCAUGUACGAGGUGACUCUCUCCAUCCAACGAUUAGUCAAUAAAUUUGGCCCUGACCUCCAGGAGCCCACCUGGGGCGUUGUCCUCGACAUAAUCGAACAAGUGAUUGCCCACACUGAGACCAGCAAUCAACCAGCCACCAAACAAGUCUCCUCGAGCCUUCACGAGACCAUAAACAGCAUUGAGAACCUGGUGGACAGUUCGCAGUACAACGGAUGUCUUCAACGAUUCUACGAACUCGUGGAGAGGUGCUCUGACGCUCGACCCGAGAUAUCCAUUCUCAAACUUGUUGAUCACAGGGCAGCUUCCAUUGGCCCCACCUACUACAAGUGGCAGUCGAAAUUGGCGACGCUGAUGGAACGCUACUACAAGACGGAAACGAGGACCAACAUCAGGGUAAAGGUCCUGGAUGUUGUUACGAAAGUCAUCCAGGUGAACAGGUCCAGGUACGAGGACGAAUUGAUCGAGAGAAUUGUCGUGCCCUAUCUCCAACAUGUCGAUAUGGAUCCAGACAUUACGAUUCGUAAUGUCGCUGCCAAUCUACUCAUCGAUCUGUGUUAUGAAUGCGAGACCAAACGGUGUCUGGAGCUGCUGGAUAUCCUGGAGAAAAUAAUUAACAAACCGUUUGCCUCGGAAACACCCAUAUCGGCGGAUGCCGAUAUCAAGGACAUUAAGACUGCUGUCGUUGGGGUGAUUAAAGUCCUGGUGAUUAAGAUAUAUAAUCUACCGUCGAGCCAUGCUAUUCGGGCUUACAGGAUCCUAGUUAGCCAUCUGGAGCAGCACUACAAGGACCCACAUAUCUUUCACGAGAUAUCGACAAUCAGGUAUCUGGUGUUCGAAUGUUUCCUGAAGAUUCGAGCGAAUUCUCUGUACCACCUGGGCUUUCCUGACAGUGUCACCGGUGUUGUGACGCAUUUCAGUCCAUACUUAGUCCUGGAGCAUGCCCCCUCGCCACCAGAACGCAUGUCCUCAGGUGGUGGUGGUAACAGUCCUCCUCCACCCCUGAGUCCAGCUCCUCUUCAACAUAUCUCAUGUCAAGUAACGCAUUUAUCUCUCGCCCAUGCCUGCAAAGCUGUGAUUUCCUGCAUAAAGCAGGAGAAAGACUGGAAAGUUCUUCAGUUGAUCCUGAAGGAGAUGCCCCAGGUGAUGCAGAACAGGGCAUUAAUCUUGUCCAGGCAUAGCAAUGAUAUUGAUUAUCUGGCAGCUGCUCUCUGUUCAAUGGUCAGUGAUAAAACCCUGAGGCUCCCGGAAUCCCUCUACAACGUACCCCAGAAGUUCACCCUCUCUGAUUUUCGAGCUCAUGUGUUUCCAGUCCUGGCAUCAUUGGCUUCCUACCACGCACACCUCGAACCAAAUCUCCAACAACGUUUGAUAAAGUGCCUGGAGGUUGGUUUGACCGCUAAAUGUGCCAGCCAGUGUGUCACGAGUCUCACUACCUGCACCCUGGAGAUGAGAGACGCCAUGAAUAAAUUACUGUCUGAAGUUCUCCUGAAUCUCUCGAAAAUCUCUGCAACUAUCCACAUCGCCAUUCCCAUCCUGGAGUUUCUGUCGACAUUGACGAGACUCCCCAAGGUCUUUGCGAGCUUCAUUGGUGAUCAGUACAUGUCUGUCUUCGCCAUUCUCCUACCCUACACAAAUCCCUUCAAAUAUAAUCACUACACUGUGUCCCUGGCUCACCACGUCAUCGCAGUAUGGUUCCUGAAGUGUCGUCUGCCCUUCAGACGAGACUUCGUUAAAUUCAUAACGACUGGUCUCAAGGCAAAUGUCCUGGUGCCCUUCGAGGAGGGACAGCUGAUGAAGAGUGACUUUAGUUCGAUCAAUGAGGACUCCUCCAAUAGAAAGAGAAGCUCGAGUCUCACUGAACAGGGAAGCAGAGGACGCAGGGAGAGACCAAUACUCCAGAACAGGAUGUUGGGAGGUGAUUUGAAGCCCGAGAUCAAUGAAUCCCUCAAGACAUUUCAUAAUGAACUGACUGAGACUUGUGUGGAUCUCAUGGCUAGGUAUACCUUCUCCACUUACACAGCUAGACCAAAAAGACUACCAGCUGCUGAUUUUCUGUUGAAAGAAGGACAAUCCAUGACUUGGUUACUGGGAACUCGAUUGAUUACUAUUACGACGAGUGGAUGUAGCAAUAAAGCUAUGAGAGGUGGACUCUGUGAUAAUUGUUGGGUGGCCUGCAAGUCUGGAUCAACACCUGAUUACCUUAGCAGGAGUGGAACUGGUGGCUCUGGGGGGAUACAGAGGAGAACUUCAAGUACUGAGGGCUCUAAGGAUGAGAGCAGUAGACUGUCGAGACAGUCGUCAUCCAAUACAGCAGCUAAUUCACCCACUGAGGAGACCAAGAAACUGGAACUUGAGGAGGUGGACAAACAGGGGGAUAAAGGCAGGGAGUUCUCCGGAGAGAAUCACAAGUUGGAGAAGACUGACAAAGAGGUGACUGCACAAUUAUCGGAGCCCAAUAAACUUGAGCAGAUUUUGUGUGAUCAGAAGCUGGAGGAGCACUCUCCUUGUGCCUGCUGGUGCCAAGGAUGGGCUGAGAUCUACGUGCGAAGACCCACUGGGGAUAUGUCCUGGAUCAUGAGGAUUCAGAAUUCGAUGCAAUUCGAUGUGCCUCAGGACUUUCCUCUUCAGGAUAUCACUGCUCUGUACAUGCCAAUGCCUGAAGUUGUUUCUAACAACAGAAGUCAGGAGUCAACGACGACGACGGACUCCCUGGAUGAUGAGGGUGAAGACAGGUCUGAUGGGAACUCAAAAAUCCCAGUUGUCGAGGCUCUACCGUUGACUCUGGUGAAUCCCAAGUCGUCGAGGUCAGAGUCUGGACCAAUUGCGAUACCGGGGUCGCCAGGACGGCCUAGCCCUUCUCGUCAGAGCUCAAGGGACAGCACUGAGAGCCUUGAAGAUGGGGAUGAGGAUUCUAGGAGGUCCAGGAAUCCUGUGAGGAGGUCAAACUCCAGUCCUGAGAUGAGCGCCAGUUGGAAAAAUCCUUUUUUAAAUAAGGAUAAACUUAUCAUUCAGAAUGAUCCACAAACGAAUCCUGAAUUUGAUGUGAAACUCGAUGCUGAACUGAAGAAACAUGCGAAAAAUGCUUAUGCCAAGGAUAUGAGGGUCAGUUGCGAGGCGAUUCCUGAGGAGAUAUCAGGAAUGGGGACAACUCCACCUGCAGUGGAGCAUGCACCGGAUCAGAUGAAUGUUCUAAGGUCACAGCACUCUUAUCCAGGCGCAAUCCAGGGUCCCCAUCAGACCUCCAGCAGCAGUAGUACCUCCAGCAGCACAAGCAACACAGUUCCCGCCUCCCCAACAGCCCUGACUCAGAGUCAAGCCCCUAGCCAUCUCUUCGUCCAAACCAGGCAGUCUCAAGUCCUGGGACAGUAUCACGUCCAGUCGAAACCCCCACAGUCCCCAACCCAGUUGUACUCCAGGUCCACCUCCACCUCUGAUUCUAGUCUCAAACAAAUAGCCCAAAGUAUCGACACGAAGCCCCCAAUUGGCAGGAUAUUCGAGAAGAAGGACGACAGACCGGAUCCCUCGUCACUUCCUCCCUUCGCCUUUCGUGAUCGUGGACACACCAUCUCGGUGAUGUCUCCUGUUAAGCAGUCCAGGGAGUGGGAAAGCAUCAGGAAGGGGGCGAAUCCACCAUCGCGGAUCAAAGAGGCACCCAGAACUGGCAUCAAUCCCAGUUUCGUUUUUCUACAGCUGUAUCACACGGCGCAUUUUGGUGUCAGCACUGAGAGACCUCUGCUGGUUCCCCAAACGACUGCUGUUCAACGAGCAGUGACAAAUCUCGACAGGAUUCAGCCAUACGAGACCCAUAAAAUAGGUGUACUUUAUGUGGGUCCUGGACAGGCAUCCAACGAAGUGGAGAUUCUGGCUAAUCAACACGGAUCCCUGAGGUACACGGAAUUCCUUCAGAGGCUGGGUACUCUGAUAAGACUCAGGGAUGCUGAUGAGAAUGUCUUCCUCGGGGGAUUGGACCGAAAUGGGGAGAAUGGAAAUUUUGCUUACAUAUGGCAGGAUGAUGUUACUCAGGUGGCUUUUCAUGUGGCCACACUGAUGCCCACUAAAUCCAGUGAUCCCAAGUGCACUUCGAAGAAACAACACAUUGGAAAUAAUUAUGUUUCCGUGGUUUAUAAUGAGAGUGGCGAACAGUACAACAUUCAGACGGUCAAGGGACAGUUCAAUUAUGCAUGUGUGGUGAUACAGCCACUUGAUCAUGGAACUAAUCAGGUAACUGUCCAGGCCAGGGAGGAACUCGCUGAACACAUUGGACAUAGUGAGCCGAAAAUUAUUUCCGAUCAGAAUCUGGCGAUUUUGUCAAGACAACUGGCGCUACAUGCUAAUCUUGCUUCCAUGGUGUCUUCAUCCUUGAAACAAAAUGGCCACAACCCGUAUGCAUCAAACUGGCUGGAGCGUUUACGUCACAUAAAACGACUGAGGAAACGUAUCCAGGACACAGCGAAUAGUAAUCCAGAUGGUCCUAACGACGAGUCCUCAUCCCGACCGAAUAAGAGAGUUCAGAUGGACGAUUUCACCGAAUACACGACAUGAUUCAGCUUUGUGAUUUAUUAAUGGAGAUAUAUUUGCUGAUAUUUUUUUGUGCAAAAGAACAUUCUUAUACGUUAAUAACGAAUAAAAAAUGUGAAUUAAUA
Messenger RNA from Diachasmimorpha longicaudata, 5840 nucleotides. RefSeq names its product tuberin (gene gig). Gene Ontology annotation, biological process: positive regulation of GTPase activity; negative regulation of Wnt signaling pathway; negative regulation of insulin receptor signaling pathway. The transcript is spliced from 4 exons. Lineage: Eukaryota; Metazoa; Arthropoda; Insecta; Hymenoptera; Braconidae. The record is from RefSeq and is a predicted model, not a curated record. Gene Ontology annotation, molecular function: GTPase activator activity. Gene Ontology annotation, cellular component: nucleus; TSC1-TSC2 complex; cytoplasm. Bases 190 to 5739 code for a protein of 1849 amino acids.